GGCCAUGAUGAAGGGCCGUGGCACCGAGACCCCAUCAGGACCGCCGCGGACUGUGAGGUGCAGGGUCAGAGGUGGGACCGGGGCCGUGAUGGCGCAUCGGGCGUGUCAACCACUGCUUCCCACUGGGAACAAGUACCUGCAGCAGAAAUGGGACGCGGCUGCAUAUGAUGUGCACAGGGGGAAGGUGAAGUCAGCUAGACCAACAAUAAACACGACUCCACCAAAGACCUUCACUCAUCUGACCGUCAAACUGAAGAACCUAAAGCUGGAAGAAGAGCGCGCGACGAAGAUGCGGGGGGAAAACGAUAUGCUCGCGGAGAAAAUCGCGCACAUCGCCAGGACAGGUGGAGGUGUGGACAACAGGAACUAUUACGACCGAAAAAGCCUUGGCGAGAAGAAGCGGCAGCUGGAGCUGCUCCGCAUUACGCAGGAGAACCAGAGGAUCCUGUUCCGCCUGAGCCAGUGCAGGUCUCAUUACAAUCCGAGGAGCUGGCGCGAGAGCUGGCUCCAAACUCUCAAAGUGAUGGACAGCAUUGCGCAUUACCCUCGAGACAGAACGAGCCAACAAAAGGGCCAAGGAAACCCCGUAGAGAAGGUCAGCGCCGGUGCAACCGCAGACAGUCCUGCAAGACCCGAGGCCGACUGCAAGGCCGAGGGGGAGAAGAGAAGAGGAAAGGAACCAGCAUGAAAGAUAGAAGAAGAUAAAGAUAGAGAGACAGCAUGCAACGUGUCCUGAACCAAAGGCACCUGAGAAACACACCUCACGGUCACGGGAUGCGCCUGGGAAUCCUGCUUCUUGAAGAGAGUUAUCAUACAAUGUUUUCUUCUUUUAUCAAAAGUUUGCCCUGCACUUUUAAAGAGACUCUUUGUAACAUCGGCAGUUUAAAAAAGACAUAUACAGAGAAACGAACUAAAUCCUUUAAAAACGGCAUGAUAACCUUUA
Messenger RNA from Pseudoliparis swirei, 943 nucleotides. It is a transcript of the gene cfap97d2, whose product is annotated as CFAP97 domain containing 2. The transcript has 6 exons. The record is from RefSeq and is a predicted model, not a curated record. The coding region runs from base 5 to 688 and encodes 227 amino acids. NCBI's taxonomy places the organism in Eukaryota, Metazoa, Chordata, Actinopteri, Perciformes, Liparidae.